AUGCACUCGCCUCACGAUACCAGAACCUCGAACCGCGAAGGAGAGAUGAGCGAGGACCCCAAAUCCCUUUCCAUAGACACUUCGUCUGUUGAUUACGACUAUCUCGCAAGAUCUCCUCUGCUCGAACAUGACCAUGGGCUCAGCUCGUCUGGCCUGCCUCGCAUCCGACAAUCUUCGAGAGCUCCUUCUCUCCCCUUUGCCUUGACAUCUUCGUCUUCGAUACAGCCGCCGUCCCAGUCACAGCAAAAUAAUAAUAAUAAUCAUAAUAACAGCAAAUCCACCAUACCAUCCACAUACCCGUCUGACGGCACAGUUUCGCCGGGUGUCGAAGACCUCUACCGAUUUCCAUCAGAGUCACUGCACUCCUUUUCCUUCGCGAAGCAAUCGGACGACCUGCUAAAUAAUCGACAGAAUCUCCUGAAGCGGUCCAUCGAUUUUCUCCGGGACCGAAUUGGGCUGGCUGCAAACGACUCGGGUCAGACUGAUGGCCCAGCCCAAAUGAGCGAUGAAAACGAGAUACAGUGGAUGAUGGACAUACUCUCCCGUUCAAACCUGCUGGGCAGUUAUGAUGCAGCUAACUACUCUGUGGGACCGGCUACGGGGCCGUCAGUUCCCGAAGGAGGAGGGAAUAUCUUCGACCGUGCCUUCGGAGCCUAUCAAACAUACAGUCCUGCAGACAUCAGGUCUCCACAGGAUAGGUUCACUGGCAGGGAGCAGCAACAUUUGAGUCCAGUGACGUCGGAGCGAGCAACGCCUCGCGCGAGAGGCAGAAAGUCCGCUCCAUCGUCAAGACGAGUUAGUCUGAAGAGGACAUAUACAGAUAUCGGAUCCCUGUCGCAGCACGGUAAGUCCAUGGGCGCCAUAACAGAGCCAUACUCUGCCGUGGAAUUCCAUUCGAACCGGAGUACCUCGUCCUUUGGCUUUGGGUGCAUGACGCCCACCAUGCACGUCCACAGCGGCAAAUCAUCGCUUCCUACGCAGGCUGUGUUUACUACAGAAACCAAGCCUAAGUGGACUAUCCUUGCAGCCAACGAUCUUGCGUGCCUCAUAUUUGGAGUUACACAGAGUGAAUUCAGGAAGAUAAGCAUUCUAGAUUUGAUUCAGAGAGAAAGAAGAGAGUGGCUGGCGUCGAAGCUUCAAGGUACACAGAUCCCGACGCCAGAGUCAGAAUACCGCCAUGAGGAAUCACCUCGCAAGGCGGCUCCCGGUAAGCUAUUCGGCCUGGGAAGCGGCGUUACUGCACAGUUACUGAGCAAACCACCGUCCCGAGUUACGCGAAAAGCAAACGCUUUGAAUAGCUCCCCGUCUUCAAGCGCUACAAGUGAUAGCGGCAACGGCAACAACGGAACCAAACAACCCAAGAACCCCAAUCAUUCAUCCAAAAGAUCGCGUGGAGUGCUACUUUGCGGCGAGGUCGUUCCUAUCCAGAAGAGGAACGGCACAACGGGUUCAGCAAGUCUCUGGGUGAUGGAGAAGAGAGGAGGGUUGAUUUGGGUUGUUGAAGAAAUAACUGAACACGCUGUUACCAUGGAAUUCGAUGAUAGAGGCAGAGUGACCAGCGUCAGCGGCGAUACUGAACAGAUAUGGGACCGAAUGAUUAUUCAAAAGGGUUCUUCUAUCUUCAAGCUCCUACCUAAUGUGCCCGAGCGGUUUCCGACAGGCUGCGGAAAGCCUGACUUCUCUAAGAUCAACGAACAAAGACACUUCACUGCAUUUGGCGCCCGGGAUGACAACAGCAUCCCACUGACCUUGACGCCUGUCUCUGGAUCUCAUGCUUUCCGCAUAUCUUGCUUCCCGCAUAUCGCUGGCAUGAUGGUACUCUGUGCCAAAACUCUAAAGAUCAUCAGCGCCAACUCGGCGUUCACUGCUACUUUGUUCGGCGACCCCAAAACAGAGGGUUCCCAGGUUAUGGACCUGUUACCACAUUUUGACGAAUUUCUCAACAUUCUGACUGAGCAGGACGACACUCCCCUUGUGGACGGUGUGGUUAUUUCGGAACACGGAUUCCGCAGGGCUCGAGCCUUAUUCAUGAUGCGGCAUAGUGAAUCAAAAUUGUCCAUGACAGAUCUGCGACCUGUGGGUCUGCCGGCGUGCCAUAAAGAUGGUUCGAAGCUCACGGUCGACGUGCAGAUGCGGGUGGUUAAGAGUAAAUGUGCGCUACCUGAGAACAGCAAGCCUACUGCUGGGUCCGACCAGAGCAGUUCGUCCGAGGGAGAGAACAGCAGCAAUGCCGUGCGGUCUACGGAGGAUGUGUUUGCACUAUGGGUAUCAUAUUCUAGGCAGCUUCAUUCACCUACGGAGGAUGACAUGCUCUGUUUACCCAACAAAGCUAGGAAAGUGUCUGAGGUUCCACCCAUAUCUCCAGGCCAGGUGUCUCCCGUUCUAUCGGCUCAGAGAAUACCACAGGUUGAGUCGCCGUCUGGGGAACCCUUAUCCCAGUCAUCUCUCUUGACUCAACAGUUGACAGAGGCUGCAUCUGAGCCUCUCGUUCCACAGCCUCUGCAACGGGCAGCAGAAGCCAGGGUGGCUGUUCCUGCGAAUGACGACGUCCCAACCAAGAAGAGCAUAUCCGACUACGUAAUCUUGGAAGAUAUGGGAGAAGGCGCUUACGGACAGGUGAAACUGACCCGGUCCAGACGAGACCCGUCGAAAAAGGUUGUCCUCAAAUACGUCACCAAGAACAGAAUUCUGGUCGACACAUGGACACGAGAUAGGGUCUUAGGUACGGUGCCGCUGGAAAUCCAUGUUCUAAACUUCCUACGCCGCGAAGGCAACCGCCAUCCAAACAUUGUUGAGAUGGAAGGUUUCUUUGAAGAUGACGUCAACUACUAUAUUGAAAUGGUGCCGCAUGGUCUUCCAGGCAUGGAUCUGUUUGAUUAUGUCGAGCUCCGUGCAAACAUGGAGCAAGACGAGUGCCGAAAUAUCUUCUACCAGGUCGCCAGUGCCAUCGACCAUCUACACAACAAGGCGUCUGUUGUCCACCGAGACAUCAAGGAUGAAAACGUCAUUCUCGAUGGCGAAGGCAGGAUCAAGCUGAUUGACUUUGGAAGUGCAGCGUACAUUCGCAGUGGCCCGUUUGAUGUGUUUGUUGGCACCAUAGACUAUGCUGCACCCGAAGUUCUACAGGGAAAACCGUAUCUCGGCAAGGAGCAGGAUGUCUGGGCCCUGGGAAUCCUCCUCUACACAAUAAUCUACAAGGAAAAUCCAUUCUACAACAUCAACGAAAUCAUGGACCACCCACUGCGCGUUCCCUUCUUACCGUUCACUGACGACUGUCUCAAUCUGAUUCGUCGAAUGCUUGAUCGGAAUGUGCAGACGAGAAUAUCCAUUACCGAAGUAAUGAAUCAUCCCUGGAUGAAGCCUGCUGCCAAUGGUAACGGGAAUAGCAAUGGCAGCAGCAACAAGUCCUCCUAG
This is a messenger RNA of Trichophyton benhamiae CBS 112371, 3414 nucleotides long. RefSeq lists its product as uncharacterized. Bases 1 to 3414 code for a protein of 1137 amino acids. Gene Ontology annotation, biological process: intracellular signal transduction; negative regulation of glycogen biosynthetic process; protein phosphorylation. NCBI's taxonomy places the organism in Eukaryota, Fungi, Ascomycota, Eurotiomycetes, Onygenales, Arthrodermataceae. Gene Ontology annotation, molecular function: protein serine/threonine kinase activity; ATP binding. The transcript is spliced from 3 exons. Gene Ontology annotation, cellular component: cytoplasm; cytosol; nucleus. The record is from RefSeq and is a predicted model, not a curated record.